AUGAUCACUGUCACACCUGUCACCGUCACACCUACCACCGUCACACCUGCCAUCGUCACACCUGCCACCGUCAUACUUGUCAUUGUUACACUUAUCACCGUCACACCUGCCAUCGUCACAUCUGCCACCGUCACACCUGCAACCUUCACACCUGCCAUCGUCACACCUGCCACAAUGAGAGUUGGUACCGACACACCUGCCAUCGUCACACUUGCCACCGUCACACCUGCCACCGUCCCACCUACACCGUCACACCUGCCACCGUCACACCGCAAACUGUCACACCUCCCACCGCCACAUUUGCCACCGUCACACCUGCCACCAUCACACCUGCCUCGUCACACCUACCACUGUCACACUUGCCACCGUCACACCUGCCACCGUCACACCUGCCACCGUGUCUCUUGUUACCGUCACACCUGCCAUCGUCACACCUGCCACCGUCGCACUUACCAUUGUUACACCUGUCACCGUCACUCCUGCCACUGUUAUACAUUCCACCGUCACGCCUGCCACCGCCACACCUGCCACCGUCACGACUGCCACCGUCACACCUGCCACCGUCACACCUACCACCGUCACACCUGCCACCGUCACACCUGCCACCUUCACACCUGCCAUCGUCACACACAGCCACAAUGA
Homarus americanus (American lobster) is the source of this 642-nucleotide messenger RNA. RefSeq names its product histidine-rich glycoprotein-like. Lineage: Eukaryota; Metazoa; Arthropoda; Malacostraca; Decapoda; Nephropidae. The record is from RefSeq and is a predicted model, not a curated record. The transcript has a single exon. The coding region runs from base 1 to 642 and encodes 213 amino acids.